CAUGAGCGACGUGGUGGAGCGGACUCUCAGCGCCCUGCCCGGGCUGCUGGGGCAGCACGACCCCGGCACCGGCCUGGGCGGUGCCGGCGGCCCCGCCAGGGUGUCGGCCACCUCCCGGCUCGGCAGCCUCAUCCGGAGCAUCACGGCGCUCACCUCCAAGCACGAAGAAGAAAAAUUGAUCCAUCAGGAACUAACCAGUUUGAAAGCAACAGUUUCAGCCCCCACCACAACACUUAGACUCAUGAAAGAAUGUAUGGUGAGACUCAUCUACUGUGAAAUGCUGGGGUACGAGUCUUCCUUUGGAUAUAUCCAUGCAAUCAAGCUUGCACAGCAAGGAAAUCUUUUGGAGAAGAGAGUUGGCUACUUGGCAGUUUCUCUAUUUCUGCAUGAAAAUCAUGAACUGCUGCUUCUACUUGUGAACACAGUUGUGAAGGACUUACAGAGCACUAAUCUAGUCGAGGUGUGCAUGGCAUUAACUGUUGUCAGCCAGAUCUUUCCACGAGAGAUGAUUCCAGCUGUUCUUCCCCUAAUAGAAGACAAGCUCCAGCACUCUAAGGAAAUUAUCCGAAGAAAAGCUGUUCAGGCUUUAUAUAAGUUCUAUCUCAUCGCUCCUAACCAAGUUCAGCACAUCCAUGAUAAGUUCCGGAAAGCCCUAUGUGACAGGGAUGCUGGAGUCAUGGCUGCCUCUCUGCAUAUUUAUCUUCAAAUGAUUAAGGAAAACUCAUCUGGAUACAAGGACUUGACUGGGAGUUUUGUAACCAUCCUAAAGCAGGUAGUGGGAGGAAAGCUCUCUUCGGACUUCAACUAUCACAGUGUGCCAGCACCAUGGUUGCAAAUUCAGCUUUUAAGAAUAUUGGGGCUGUUAGGAAAAGAUGAUCCAAGGACAAGUGAAUUGAUGUAUGAGGUUCUAGAUGAAUCUUUAAGAAGAGCAGAGAUAAAUCAUAAUAUUACAUAUGCCAUCUUAUUUGAAUGUGUCCAAACAAUUUAUACAAUUUAUCCCAAAUCUGAACUACUUGAAAAAGCUGCCAAGUGCAUUGGAAAAUUUGUUUUGUCACCCAAGAUUAAUUUGAAAUACUUAGGUUUAAAGGCUCUGACCUACGUCAUCCAGCAGGAUCCUAAUCUGGCCCUUCAGCACCAGAUGACAAUAAUUGAAUGUCUGGACCAUCCAGAUCCCAUUAUUAAAAGGGAGACUUUAGAGCUUCUCUAUAGGAUUACAAAUGGACAGAAUGUCAUUGUCAUAGUUCAGAAGAUGCUCGACUACUUAAAAGAAAGUAAAGAAGAAUAUACUAUCAUCAACCUAGUUGCCAAAGUAGCAGAACUAGCUGAGAAGUAUGCUCCUAACAACGAGUGGUUCAUCCAGACAAUGAAUGCUGUGUUUUCAGCUGGGGGGGAUGUUGUGCAUCCUGAUAUCCCAAACAACUUUCUGAGGCUGUUGGCUGAAGGAUUUGAUGAUGGGAAUGAGGAUCAUCAGCUACGGGUGUAUGCAGUGCAGUCUUAUUUAUCACUACUUGGAGAGGAAGAUGCGUUGUAUCCACAGAAAUUCCUUCAAGUUAUGAGUUGGGUGUUGGGAGAAUAUUUCAGUCUUGUUACAGAUGUCGAUCCAGAAGUUAUUUUGACAAAACUACACAGCCUGCUGAAGAAGACUUAUGUUACUUCUGAAACUAAAGCGUGGAUAAUGGCUGCAGUCACUAAGAUAGCAUCACAUACCUCCUGUUCAGAAACAGUUGACAAACUAAUCCAAGAAUUUAGCAGCUCUCUAGAUACCUGCAUAAGACAAUAUGCCUUUGAAUUGAAACAUCUGUGUGAAGACAAAGCACUGAUGAAAAAUUUGCUUCCAUUUGAUGCUAGUUGCAGUGAUAUGGUGGUAGAUGCUUCCUUAUCUUUUCUGGAUGGGUUUGUGGCUGAAGGGCUUGGUCGUGGGGCAGCACCAUAUAAGCCUCAUCACCAGAGGCAAGAGGAGAAGCUUUCUCAGGAAAAAGCUCUGAAUUUUGAACCUUACGGAUUGUCCUUUGCUUCAAGUGUGUCCUCUUCUGGUGUCACCGGCAGACAGUCCCCCACUGGUUUAUCUUUUGGUUCUGAUACAUCUGGUAAUAGUGCUGAGACAGGGCACAAAGAGACAAAUACUCUGAAACUUGAAGGAGUACGUAAGCUGUGGGGAAAAGAAGGUUAUCUUCCAAAAAAAGAAAAAGUAGGGAAAGAAAAUGAGCCACAAACAGUUUCUUGUGGCAGCUUAUUAGCAGGACAGGCGGGUGACCCUCCUGUGUUGAGGUCUGAUCAGGGUGCCAGCCUCACUGAGGAAGACAAAGAGAAGCAGCAGUUAGCAUCAACCUUAUUUGUUGGGCUGGGACCAAGUGCUGGUGUCAGUCUGCUGGGGAAAGCAGACACAGCUACUCAGAAGUUCAAAAGGAAAUCAAAGAUAAAUGAACCUCAGUAUAGUGAGGAGGCAUCAGACUUCAAAAAUAGUGGUUCUUCAGAUUUUGGUCCCUUACUUGAUAAAGUACCUAUUAACACAGAAGACUCUGAGGAAAGUGCACACACAAGGUUAAAGAAAGCCUCCCUGUGCUCUUCAGAUAAUGUAGAAGAUAAUUUAGUGUUUGAAACACCUCAGUCCCUUAAAAAAUCUGUGCUGGAUGACAGACUUUCAGAUAAUAGGCUGUCACAGUCAUCUUUGUUUGCUGAUAGCAAUAUUGAAAUUUUUCAGCCUUCUCCAAGUGCUCAGUGUGAAAGUGCCAGUGAAACACCAUUGGUUCCUUCCUUACCAAAAGAACUUGAAGAGCUUCCUCACUCUGAGGUAGUGAAUCUUUGUCAGAGUGAUGCCUUAGCUCUGUAUUUAUGUAAGGUGUGGACAGAUGACUCUCUAUUGCUCACUGUCUUAGUUUCCAAUAAAAGCACUUCUGCACUUAAUGCUGUGAACUUAGUGUUUGAAGAAACAGAACACUUUCAGAUUUUGGAGAGUCCCUCCCACCAGUUUCCUGUAAUUGAAGCUCAAAGUUUGGAACACUGCCAGAAAUGUGUGAGGAUGAACAAAAUCUCUACCCAGGGGAUUCUUUCUGGCUCUGUUAAUUACCAGUCAGAGAUGGAAACUUGCCUUGAAUUUUCAGUAACUUUGUCACUGAUGGACUUCAUCAGGCCAAUGGAAAUGACUACAGAAGACUUUGGAAAGCUGUGGUUGUCCCUUUCCAAUGAUGUGAAACAGAAUAUAAAAAUGUUGUCUUCCCAAGAUUCCCUUUCAGCAGCCUUGAAUACACUGCAACAGAAACUGAAACUCCAUAUAGUUGACAUUAUAGGUAAUGAGGGAAUACUGGCAUGCCAGCUGCUUCCAUCUGUGCCCUGCCUGCUGCACUGCCGGACUCACUCAGGGAUGUUGGCUGUGUGGUUCAGAUCACCUUGUGCUGCUCUUCCAGAUGGUUUGCUCUACCAGUGUCAAAAGUGAAGAACACUGUAAUGCUACAGAAGUCUUGAAUCCAUUGGUGAUUUAAAUAUCCUGUGUUUCACUUGGAGAUACCAGAAGAUUGCAAGAAUACACUUUAGAUAUUUGGAACAGAAUUCUGCGUGCCUGCUCACUUUAUACAGUCCUCUUUUUGGAAUUCUGCCAGCUAGUGUGUUUUGGUUUUAGGCAUCACCAGAGACUUGAGUAUCUCUUGUUAUUCAUAGUUGACAGGAAUAGCAUUUUUUUAAGUUCAGUGCUAACAUAAGAAAGCACUUGCUAUAGAGGGGGGAGCUUGGGGAGUUUGCCAUAAUGGCUGAACUGCAGGUUCAGCCCUGGGCUAAGUCAGGGGGCUGGUUUGUGUAAGAAAGCUGCCAGUGUGGAACAGGAGUCCUGGCUGAGCUGGGGAACUCAGGCCCUUGAGAACCUCAGCAGUUCAGUGCUGGAAAUCCCUCUGGUCUUCAUCCAUCAUCCAUCUGUCUCUGACUGCUUAGAUAAUUAUCCAAAGGAAUAUUUUUCCAUUUAGUUCCGUAUUGAAAAUCCUUUUGUGAGUAUCUUCCUCCUCAGUGGUGGUUCCAUUUAAUUUUCUUUGUGACUUGGUAGAUCUUGAAGGCUUAGGCUGUUUUGCAGGCUAGAAGGAAGAGAGCACAUAGGUUUGCAUGAAGAAGUUUGCUUUUAAGAGGCAACCAGAGGCCAGUGAGCAUAAAAUGACCUUUCUGAACUGGCAGGUUAACAAUGUUUGGACCAAAACCUGGGUACCAGGAGGCCUCAUUGUUUUACUACUGUGUGCCAUGGGCAACUUGGAGUUCUGGACAUUUUGGGAGUCUACAGGUAAGUGACUGUAGUGGAUCUAUAUUUCAACUCUUUGGUCAGCUUCUCCUUCCUUGCCCCAUGUAUUUUCAG
Empidonax traillii (willow flycatcher) is the source of this 4330-nucleotide messenger RNA. It is a transcript of the gene AP4E1, whose product is annotated as adaptor related protein complex 4 subunit epsilon 1. Gene Ontology annotation, molecular function: cargo adaptor activity. The transcript is spliced from 22 exons. The coding region runs from base 2 to 3433 and encodes 1143 amino acids. NCBI's taxonomy places the organism in Eukaryota, Metazoa, Chordata, Aves, Passeriformes, Tyrannidae. Gene Ontology annotation, biological process: intracellular protein transport; receptor-mediated endocytosis. The record is from RefSeq and is a predicted model, not a curated record. Gene Ontology annotation, cellular component: membrane coat; AP-4 adaptor complex.